Sus scrofa (pig) is the source of this 5106-nucleotide messenger RNA. RefSeq names its product transient receptor potential cation channel subfamily V member 4 (gene TRPV4). Gene Ontology annotation, biological process: actin filament organization; calcium ion import across plasma membrane; osmosensory signaling pathway. Gene Ontology annotation, molecular function: calcium channel activity; protein binding. Gene Ontology annotation, cellular component: plasma membrane; cilium. The record is from RefSeq and is a predicted model, not a curated record. NCBI's taxonomy places the organism in Eukaryota, Metazoa, Chordata, Mammalia, Artiodactyla, Suidae.
GCCCGGGGGCGGCGCGCGGCUGUGGAACCUGAGCCCCGGGAGGAGGGACGCGGCGACGGCGGGCGGGCACGGGGCGGCUGCCGGGUUUCAGGAAGCGCCGCGUUCUCGGGGCCACCAGCGCCGAGCCCUCCGGGAGGCUGAGCAGUACGGACAGGCAGCAUGGUGGAGCCCAGCGAAGGUCCCCGUACAGGGCCUGGGGAGGUGGCCGAGCCCCCUGGGGAUGAGAGUGGCACACCCGGUGGGGAGGCCUUCCCCCUCUCUUCGCUGGCCAACCUGUUUGAAGGGGAGGAUGGCUCCCCCUCUCCCUCGCUGGCUGAUCCUGGUCGCCCUACCGGCCCAGGCGAUGGGCGACCAAACCUGCGCAUGAAGUUCCAGGGUGCCUUCCGCAAGGGGGUGCCCAACCCCAUUGACCUGCUGGAGUCCACCCUGUAUGAGUCCUCAGUGGUGCCCGGGCCCAAGAAGGCGCCCAUGGACUCACUCUUUGACUAUGGCACCUAUCGUCACCACCCCAGUGACAACAAGCGGUGGAGGAGGAAGGUCAUAGAGAAGCAGCCGCAGAGCCCCAAAGCUCCUGCCCCCCAGCCGCCCCCCAUCCUCAAAGUCUUCAACCGGCCUAUCCUCUUUGACAUCGUGUCUCGGGGCUCCACCACUGACCUGGAUGGGCUGCUCCCCUUCUUGCUGACCCACAAGAAGCGUCUGACUGACGAAGAGUUCCGAGAGCCGUCCACAGGGAAGACCUGUCUGCCCAAGGCCCUGCUGAACCUGAGCAAUGGCCGCAACGACACGAUCCCGGUGCUUCUGGACAUUGCCGAGCGUACAGGCAACAUGCGAGAAUUCAUCAACUCACCCUUCCGGGACAUCUACUACCGAGGCCAGACCGCCCUGCACAUUGCCAUCGAGCGCCGCUGCAAACACUAUGUGGAGCUCCUGGUGGCCCAAGGUGCUGACGUCCACGCUCAGGCCCGGGGGCGCUUCUUCCAGCCCAAGGAUGAAGGAGGCUAUUUCUAUUUCGGAGAGCUGCCCCUAUCGCUGGCUGCCUGCACCAACCAGCCCCACAUCGUCAAUUACCUGACGGAGAACCCGCACAAGAAGGCGGACAUGCGGCGCCAGGACUCCCGUGGCAACACGGUGCUGCAUGCGCUGGUGGCCAUCGCUGACAACACCCGUGAGAACACCAAGUUUGUCACCAAGAUGUACGACCUGCUGCUGCUCAAGUGUGCCCGCCUCUUCCCUGACAGCAACCUGGAAGCCGUGCUCAACAACGACGGCCUCUCGCCCCUCAUGAUGGCUGCCAAGACGGGCAAGAUUGGGAUCUUUCAGCACAUCAUCCGUCGGGAGGUGACAGAUGAGGACACCAGGCAUCUGUCCCGCAAGUUCAAGGACUGGGCCUAUGGGCCUGUGUAUUCCUCGCUCUAUGACCUCUCCUCCCUGGACACGUGUGGGGAAGAGGCCUCCGUGCUGGAGAUCCUGGUGUACAACAGCAAGAUCGAGAACCGCCACGAGAUGCUGGCCGUGGAACCCAUCAAUGAACUGCUGCGGGACAAGUGGCGCAAGUUCGGGGCAGUUUCCUUCUACAUCAAUGUGGUCUCCUAUCUGUGUGCCAUGGUCAUCUUUACCCUCACCGCUUACUACCAGCCUCUGGAGGGCACGCCACCAUACCCUUACCACACCACGGUGGACUACCUGAGGCUGGCCGGUGAGAUCAUCACACUCUUCACUGGGGUCCUGUUCUUUUUCACCAACAUCAAAGACUUGUUCAUGAAGAAAUGCCCUGGAGUGAAUUCUCUCUUCAUUGAUGGCUCCUUCCAGUUACUCUACUUCAUCUACUCUGUGCUGGUGAUUGUCUCCGCGGGCCUCUACCUGGCGGGGAUUGAGGCCUACCUGGCCGUCAUGGUCUUUGCCUUGGUCCUGGGCUGGAUGAAUGCCCUGUACUUCACCCGUGGGCUGAAGCUGACAGGGACCUAUAGCAUCAUGAUCCAGAAGAUCCUCUUCAAAGAUCUUUUCCGUUUCCUGCUGGUCUACUUGCUCUUCAUGAUCGGCUACGCUUCAGCCCUGGUCUCCCUCCUGAACCCAUGUGCCAACAUGAAGGUGUGCAGUGAGGACCACACCAACUGCACAGUGCCCACGUACCCCUCGUGCCGCGACAGCGAGACCUUCAGCACCUUCCUCCUGGACCUCUUCAAGCUGACCAUCGGCAUGGGCGACCUGGAGAUGCUGAGCAGCACCAAGUACCCCGUGGUCUUCAUUAUCCUGCUCGUCACAUACAUCAUCCUCACGUUCGUGCUACUCCUCAACAUGCUCAUCGCCCUCAUGGGGGAGACGGUGGGCCAGGUCUCCAAGGAGAGCAAGCACAUCUGGAAGCUGCAGUGGGCCACCACCAUCCUGGACAUCGAGCGCUCCUUCCCUGUGUUCCUGAGGAAGGCCUUCCGCUCUGGCGAGAUGGUGACAGUGGGCAAGAGCUCGGACGGCACCCCAGACCGCAGGUGGUGCUUCAGGGUAGACGAGGUGAACUGGUCUCACUGGAACCAGAACUUGGGCAUCAUUAACGAGGACCCAGGCAAGAACGAGAGCUACCAGUAUUACGGCUUCUCACACACCGUGGGCCGCCUCCGGAGGGAUCGCUGGUCCUCAGUGGUGCCCCGCGUGGUGGAGCUGAACAAGAACUCGAACCCGGAUGAGGUGGUGGUGCCUCUGGAUAACAUGGGGAAACCCAGCUGCGACGGCCACCAGCAGAGUUAUCCCCCCAAGUGGAGGACUGACGAUGCCCCCCUGUAAGGGCUGCAGGCAGAGCAUGUCUCCUCCACUGCCCAUUUCUAGUCUGCCUGCAUUUCAGGGGUGUCCCCUGGGGGGUCCCCCCAGUGCCCUCUUUCAACCCCCAGAGGUGAGGGCCAGGCAGACAUGCCGGGGAGGCCCCAGGACCCUCUGGUCCCCAGGCCCUGGCCUCCAGCCCCAUCCCUACCCUGGGCACAGGGCUCCUGGCCACCUGUCUCACUCCCAUGGAGUCACGUAAGCAACCCCAGGGCCUCUCUGCCUGCAGGGGCUCAGACCCCUGCCUCUCCAUUUAUUUAUUUGCUCUGCUCUCAGGAAAGCGUCACGACCCCUUCCCCAAGCUGGAGCCUGGCAGGGGCCUCUGGACCCAGUCCCGGGUGCACUGCCGACUAAGCCCCUGGCCCCACCCUGCACCCUGGGCUGCACAGGCCAUCCCGUGCUGAAGUGUGGUGGCUUUGCCGAAGGGUCGUGCCCUUGAGGUGGGCCGUGCCUUCUGUGUGUUCUGUAGAAUUGUUGGUGCUCAAUAAAUGUUCACAGAUGGUAGAGAUGGGGAUGAGGGUGGGGAUGAGGGUGGGGAUGAUGGUGGGAAGAGUGGUAACGGGCAUGGGAGAGCUAAGAAAUUCCUGCGUGUGUGUUCAGAGGUGGGAGGAUGGGGACAGGGAGGAGAGCAGGGGCAGUAGUAAUGACCAAGGUGGUGUUGAGGGGGAUGGUUGGGGGGCUGGACUUGGGGUGGGUGGGGCUGUGAACGUGGGCUGGAGCUGAAGACUGAGCUGCUUCCCUUACGAGGGCAGCUGUUCUCCCCACAGUCACUCUCCACUGCCUGUCACGCCCAGGGGAGCUCCAAGCCUCUGUGCAUGAGAAGGAAGCCCCGAAACACCCCAUCCUGCUACUCCACCCUGGAGCAGAGGAACCUGCUGCCAGCUCCUUGGUUCUGGCUCAGACUGGGUCUUAUCUCCCCUCUGAAGCUUCAGUUGAGAAGAGCUUGGGUCCCAGAGGAUCAGACCAAGGACAGCUGUAGUGGGAGAAACACAGAGCAUGAAGUCUGUGGAUCUGGGUUGGUACUCUACCCAAGCUCUGCCACUGGGUCACUUUACUUCUUUGGGUCUCCAUGUCCCCGUCUGUCAGAAGUACAUCAACUACUUGAAGGAUAGGAAUCUAUUUAGCUCUCUGAGAAUGAAGGGGAGACUAAUUGUGUUACCACUAAGGAUGGUUGGGGGGCACCAACCUUCUCACAGACCCAUUCUUUCCAUCCCCCUCUACCUGAAAGUGCCUUCCAGGGACUGAUGGCCUCUCCUCUCGGUCCAGGGAUGACCCAGCUUUUCCCAGGGCUCCAUGCUUCCUCAUUCCAACUCAACACACGCAGAGGGUCCUCAUCCAGCAUUCUCAGUGGGAGUCCCAAGAGCCUUUCUGAUUGGAUGGACCUGAGUCACAUAUCAUGUCUGAGCCAAUCCCAUGGCUGGGGGAUGGGAUGCCCUCUCUGGCUGAGCCAAGCUUUCUGGGUAAUGGUGGCUAGGUCCUAAAUGCUGAGCCUCAGUGUGCUCAUCUGUAGAAUGGGGCACAGCAUUUGUCAAGUGAUUCCCUGGGCUUCUCAAAGAAGAGAUGGUUGUGGUUGUGGUGUUCCUAUAGUUAUAUGUUUAGGACAGCAAGUCACAGAAAACUCAGGCUGACUUGAAGAAAAGAAUGUUUAUUGUCUCAGCAGGAAGUCCCAAGUUAGGGAGGGCAGUACGGUUGGUUAAUUCAGCCUCUGUGAUUCAUUAAGGGUUCUGCCAGCUCAUAUAGACCUUCAAGCAUUUAUCAGGAACUGUGCUAGGCACCACCCACGGGUGUGCUGGCUUUUUCCUUACACGGAUCAAGGACACAAGAUGGUGCCACUGUUUCAAGUAUUACAUCCAGAUUCAGCAGCACCCAGAGGAAGGAGAGAUGGUUCUUUCUGUGUAUCUUUUUAUGAGGGAGAAAAACUUCCUGAUAUCCCCCAGCCAACCUCCCCUCUUGUAUUAUUGGCCAGAAUUGUGUCACGUGGCCAUUGCUUCAGCCAACCAGCAGGCUGGAAGCAGCAGUUGUGCUAAAGUAGCAGAGGACAACAGGGAGAAAGGUAGUUUCCCCAAUUUGGUCUGGGUUCUUUGGGAAAGGGGGCGGGGGGAACCAAUAUUGCCUAGCCAGCCAGUAAUAUGGGCUACAGGCUUUUUUUCCUGGAUGCCCACUAUCCACCUUGUCUUUCCAGUGGGGGGGUGUGCAACAAUGUCACAGAAAAUGGCAUUGUGGGGCUAUAAAGAGGUCAUUUCUCUAGGGGGAUUUGUGAUGGGUGGGCCCACAAAAUAAAAACUUUCUCAACUCAAA